AUGGGGAGUACCUCCAGGAUCAUUCGAUACGAGCUCCCAUCGCCGUCGAGCAGCCGGCUGGGGUCGCACCGAAGCGGACCUCCGCCGGCGCCGAAGAAGCACGUGCUCGAGCUCUUCUCCAACGGCGACCUGCCCCUCGGUCUAACGUUCAUGCAUCGCAAGUUUGACAAUGCCAUGGUCGCGUUCCUCGAACUCGUCAGGCAGCUGGGAACGUACGUGCAUCGUCAGACGUCGGCCGAGGGUCACCCGCUGAGCCUCCCCUACAAGAUUGAGGGCGACAAGAUUCACGACGUCUGCAUCACGCUGGGAAUCGCGCAGGAUGACGGGUGGACCAAGGCCUGCAAGUUGACGCUGACGUGCUGCAAGUUCCUGCUCGCCCAUGCUAGCAAUGUCAGCUCGAAUGCGAGAAAUGGCGGGAACUGA
Verticillium alfalfae VaMs.102 is the source of this 423-nucleotide messenger RNA. Its product is annotated as beclin-1. Gene Ontology annotation, biological process: autophagy; autophagosome assembly; cellular response to nitrogen starvation. NCBI's taxonomy places the organism in Eukaryota, Fungi, Ascomycota, Sordariomycetes, Glomerellales, Plectosphaerellaceae. The record is from RefSeq and is a predicted model, not a curated record. The transcript has a single exon. The coding region runs from base 1 to 423 and encodes 140 amino acids. Gene Ontology annotation, cellular component: phosphatidylinositol 3-kinase complex, class III, type I; phagophore assembly site; phosphatidylinositol 3-kinase complex, class III, type II.